Molecule: messenger RNA, 828 nt
Organism: Vittaforma corneae ATCC 50505
Lineage: Eukaryota; Fungi; Microsporidia; Nosematidae
Exons: 1
Coding region: 1-828 (275 amino acids)
Source: RefSeq, a predicted model, not a curated record
AUGAGAUUGCCUAUAAAAAAAGGCUGUAUCUUUCUGUAUUUUAUAAAGAAUGUUGUGUCCAUUUCUAGUAUUACAGUGCCGAUAGAGAACAUUUUAAUGCCUGAUGGGUGUAGCGAAAGUAAAAAAUAUGAGUUUAUUAAAGAAUUAACAAAAGUUGGCAAUGAUGACGUGAUUUCUGGAAACUACAAAAAAGGCCUCAAUCCCGGUUAUCCUUUUGAUUCAAAUUUUAGUUCAAUUUUUGACAGCUCAGUGAGAUGUUCUACAAAUCGCGAAUCCAAUUCAAUGAAAAGAACGCCAUCAUUUGAUCCUUGCAGGUAUUCACCGCCUUACUCUCAUCCAAGUCAAUCUCAGCCAUCCCCUCAAACGUUUCCUCAAUCUCAUCCUAUUCCUCAGUCUAUGCAGCAGAUUGCCCCGCAAGCUCAGCCACCUGGCACUACUACUUUGCAACCAUCUGCACAGCCUGCUAUAUAUCCUAUCUAUGUACCUGUCCCCAUCAUAAGAACUGUUACCGUAUCAAUUACUUCUAGUAGUCAACAAACACAACCUACAACACAGCCAUCUAGUUUUGGUACAAUGCCUGAAGCAUCUCAGCUUCCAGGUGAUUGUAGCUCAUUUAGAGCUAAUAGCUAUACUGGUGGAACUAUAAACUGCGGAACAACGUCAUUUAAUAAGCCUCAGCAAACAGCUAAUGUCCAACAAAUGCCGUAUGCACAAUAUGCUUCGGCUUCAAAUACAGGCAAUGCUUGUAUUCCUACAGGAAAUGCUAGUUGUCAGAAUCAUCCACAAGGUAUAGCAACUCAAACACCAAUGAAAAGCUCAAAAUGCUAA